AUGUCUACCUUAGCGCACACUCCAGACCCGGGACCGGGCAAAAAAUCCGGAGAUUUAGACCAAUAUUUCAGGGACAUGGUUAAUAUCUUAGGCGCAGAGCAAGAAGAGUGCCGGACGCCAUCUUUAUCACGCGGCUCACACUCCAGCAGCCCGUCUAGAUCCGAGCAUGCUGCUGGGACAGGCAUGGCAGAAAUAAAAGAAAUCCUCCAGAAUUUGCCUUCGAAAGCAGAACUUGCUAUUAUGCUGACGAAAUUAGAAUCUUCUGUGCAAGAACAACUCUCCACACUUACCUCAGAAGUCAAACAGAUUAGUAACAGAGUGGGAGAUCUAGAGGACGACCGCGAACAAAUUAUGGAUAGGCUGCUACAUUUGGAACAGGGCCAAGAGAUGAAUGAGGCCAAAUUACUCUAUAACAGGCAGCUGGCUGAGGAUCUCGACAAUAGAGGCCGCAGUAAUAAUAUUAGAGUACGCGGCCUUCCGGAGGCGCAAGGAAUGAGUGAGGACCUCCACAUGAUAUUACAAACUCUUUUCAACAGAAUACUACAGAGGCCCCAAAACACUCAUAUCAUCAUAGAUAGGGCCCACAGAGUGCUCAAGCCUAGGGGCCUAGCACCGGAAACCCCCAGAGACGUGAUAUGCGGAGUUCAUUACUUUUCGGAGAAGGAGGAAAUUAUGCGCACGGCGAGAGAAACCGCAGAAAUCCUGUUUAACAAUGCAAAAAUACUAUUACUCCCUGAUCUGUCCUGGCUAACGCUUAGAGGCCGGAGGGCCCUGAGACCGGUCACACAAGUCCUACAACAGGCGGGAAUCAAAUACAGGUGGGGCUAUCCAUUCUCCCUCAUCGCUAACCACCAAGGGAACCAGAUCUCCAUGACGACAGCGGCAGAACUCCCAGAAUUCAUUAAACGUCUGGGCAUCCCGACGAUGGAAAUACAAGACUGGUAUGAAGUUGGGAGCCAAAGGAACCAACCUCCGCCUAGCCGACGAUUACAAAGUCGAACGCAAGACCCAAGAAAGACACCGUCAAAGAGAACGCUGACGGAUUUGCCCCAGCAGAGAUCCCAGCGCCUACUAGGUACUCCAAAAAGGAACAGAUGA
Molecule: messenger RNA, 1098 nt
Organism: Pelobates cultripes (western spadefoot toad)
Lineage: Eukaryota; Metazoa; Chordata; Amphibia; Anura; Pelobatidae
Source: the annotation of a GenBank genome assembly